UCGAUUUUUCUCCUUCCCGUUCCACUCACAGUUGAUAAACUCAAAGAGCUUCUCAGGCGAAGCAAUGGCGGUGCCUCUCUUCAACCUCGCCCCCAAUCUUACCGACUCUGAGUCUGAUUCUUUGGCCCUCCCUCUCAUCCUCAAAUAUAAAUUCAUUAUUCGCUGGGACGAUGACUUUCGGCGAGCAAAACACAUUUCCGGCCUCGACCAAGCCUUUCAGGCCGGCAUCUCUGCAGAAAUGUAUCCAGUGGUUCAGCGAGCCCAGACUCAGGGGAGGAGCGAGGAGCGUCGUUUUGGCCACCAACCAAGGUUACGGGACCGUCUGGGCAGAUGACUUGGAUACGAGAUGGCCCCAAGUGUUUGAAUGCUAAGAAUAUCACCGAGGCCAUUGACGGCAGCUAUGUUCCCAUGUUUGGAGAAAUUGAGUAUGAUCCAACCCGACAGUUCUGUUCGAUUCCUAUAGACGAACAACUUGAUGCUCUUGGAAGAGCUGUUUAUUCUGGUAAGAGUAAAUAUGUUGGUCUCAGUAACGAAACACCAUAUGGGGUGAUGAAGUUUGUUCAGGUAGCUGAAAGGAGCACUCGCCAUCCAAAGAUUGUCUCUGGCUUGCUCUGUCAAACUUUUGAUUCUGGGUUGGCUGAAUGCUGUCAUCAUGAGAGGAUCAGUUUAUUAGCCUACAGCCCCCUUGCAAUGGGUAUACUCUCUGGGAAGUAUUUUUUGCCUGAUGGGCGUCCUGCAGAUGCUCGGUUGAAUCUUUUUAGAGGGAAAUAUUUGGAAGGGGAACCCAGAUACAACCUGUCCGAUCACAUCAUAAGAGCAGCAGCCAUGGAAUACAUUGAUAUUGCAGGGAAUUACAGUGUUCAUCCAGUAUCUCUUGCAAUAGCUAGCUGUGCGUAACAACGAGGAGUUGAGCAAGCUUUUGGGGACUGUUACUAUUGCUAAUGGCGGUGUUUUGUGAAACAUUUAUUAGACUCUGUUGCCGAAGAAGAUUGGUAAAGGGAAAGGAGACAUUAGAUUUGCGUCUUAAGAAUUUCAGAGUUGCUUGUUAAAAUUUGGGGACGAUUUGUUGUAAACACAAACUUUAGGAAUUUUGGCUGAAUGCAGAAUUGUAAUGAUAAUUUUGGUUUGGUAAUUAUCUCUUUGCGGAGUGAGAUUGA
Prunus mume (Japanese apricot) is the source of this 1157-nucleotide messenger RNA. NCBI's taxonomy places the organism in Eukaryota, Viridiplantae, Streptophyta, Magnoliopsida, Rosales, Rosaceae. The record is from RefSeq and is a predicted model, not a curated record.